CUCCCGGCGCAGACCCUCGGGUUUGUUUACGUCCCGGGGAGCGCCCCGGGGCCACCCGCGCACCUCGCGGCCGCCCCGCUCUUUUGUGUGCCUGUGUCAGUGACGCGGACCUGUCCCUCCGUGGCGGACCCCCGCGGGGGCGCUUUGGGGAAACUUGGCGAGGGGCGGCGGGGGUGCCCCCGCGCGCAGUGCCGCUGGGUCCCGGUGUCCCGGACCGCCGGGUGCGGGCGCGGAAGGAGGAGGCUGCAACUUUCCCCGAGCGCAGGCCCCGCGCUGUUCCCCCGGGUGCGCAGGCGGGGUACGCUGCCUCCCCGCCGCCGGUCCGAGCUGCGAUCGCCGCGCGCCUGGGGGCUCCGGCGGCCCCCGGUGACCUGCGGCGCCCGGUCCCUUCCUUGCCUCCCCUCGGGGCUUCUGCCCUCUCUGCAGGGCCCGCCAUGGAGCGCGCGGCGGGUGCGCUCGGAGAUGCCUUCUCGGGCCGAGUUCUCGAAAGCAGAGCCGUGGGGGCCCUUUGGGACCGUGGCGUGCCGGGCGGUGGUCCGCGCGCAGAGUCCCCGGCGCCGCGGGGGGACCGUGCUGGGGCUCCCCGGCCCGCGCCCGAGCCGCCGCCGUGCCCGCCUGCCACCCCCCGCCUGGAGGAGCGGCGCACCCUUAGGGUCCGCCCCGCACGUGCCAGCUCGGCGCCCGCGGCGCCCGGACAGCCCCGGGACUCUGCCAGGUGGAUGUUGUGCGUAGCCGGAGCCAAGUUAAAGAGAGAACUCGAUGCCACCGCAACGGUAUUGGCGAACCGGCAGGAUGAAAGUGAGCAGUCCAGAAAGCGGCUUAUCGAACAGAGCCGGGAGUUCAAGAAGAACACUCCAGAGGAUUUACGCAAGCAGGUAGCGCCGCUGCUGAAGAGUUUCCAAGGAGAGAUUGAUGCACUGAGUAAAAGAAGCAAAGAAGCUGAAGCAGCUUUCUUGAAUGUCUACAAAAGAUUGAUUGACGUCCCAGAUCCCGUACCAGCUUUGGAUCUCGGACAGCAACUCCAGCUCAAAGUGCAGCGCCUGCACGAUAUUGAAACAGAGAACCAGAAACUUAGGGAAACUCUGGAAGAAUACAACAAGGAAUUUGCUGAAGUGAAAAAUCAAGAGGUUACGAUAAAAGCACUUAAAGAGAAAAUCCGAGAAUAUGAACAGACACUGAAGAACCAAGCCGAAACCAUAGCUCUUGAGAAGGAACAGAAGUUACAGAAUGACUUUGCAGAAAAGGAGAGAAAGCUGCAGGAGACACAGAUGUCCACCACCUCAAAGCUGGAGGAAGCGGAGCAUAAGGUUCAGAGCCUACAAACAGCCCUGGAAAAAACUCGAACAGAAUUAUUUGACCUGAAAACCAAAUACGAUGAAGAAACUACUGCAAAGGCCGACGAGAUUGAAAUGAUCAUGACGGACCUUGAAAGGGCAAACCAGAGGGCAGAGGUGGCUCAGAGAGAGGCGGAGACCUUAAGGGAACAGCUCUCAUCGGCCAAUCACUCCCUCCAGCUGGCCUCACAGAUCCAGAAGGCACCAGACGUGGAGCAGGCCAUAGAGGUGCUGACCCGCUCCAGCCUAGAAGUUGAGUUGGCCGCCAAGGAGCGGGAGAUCGCACAGCUGGUGGAGGACGUGCAGAGACUCCAGGCCAGCCUCACCAAGCUGCGGGAGAAUUCGGCCAGCCAGAUCUCGCAGCUUGAGCAGCAGCUGAGCGCCAAAAACAGCACACUCAAACAACUGGAAGAAAAACUCAAAGGCCAGGCUGACUAUGAAGAGGUGAAGAAAGAGCUGAACAUUCUGAAGUCCAUGGAGUUUGCACCGUCCGAGGGCGCUGGGACACAGGAUGCGGCCAAGCCCCUGGAGGUGCUGUUGCUGGAGAAGAACCGCUCGCUGCAGUCCGAGAACGCCGCGCUGCGCAUCUCCAACAGCGACCUGAGCGGGUCAGCCAGGAGGAAAGGGAAAGACCAGCCUGAAAGUCGGCGCCCGGGAUCUUUGCCGGCCCCCCCUCCUUCUCAGUUGCCCCGCAACCCGGGGGAGCAGGCUUCCAAUACUAAUGGUACACACCAGUUCUCACCAGCGGGGUUAAGUCAAGACUUUUUCAGCUCAUCCCUGGCAAGCCCCAGCCUACCCCUGGCUUCUACAGGAAAAUUUGCACUAAACUCUCUUCUCCAGCGGCAGCUAAUGCAGUCCUUCUACUCCAAGGCUAUGCAGGAAGCCGGAAGCACAAGCAUGAUUUUUUCAACAGGUCCAUACAGCACAAACUCCAUAUCUUCCCAAAGUCCAUUACAACAAAGCCCAGAUGUCAAUGGCAUGGCCCCAUCCCCCAGCCAGUCAGAAAGUGCUGGGAGCGUCUCCGAGGGCGAGGAGAUGGACACUGCAGAAAUCGCCCGGCAGGUCAAAGAGCAGCUGAUUAAGCACAAUAUCGGACAACGUAUUUUCGGACAUUAUGUGUUGGGACUGUCUCAAGGGUCCGUGAGCGAGAUUCUGGCCCGGCCCAAGCCAUGGAAUAAACUGACUGUUCGCGGCAAGGAGCCAUUUCACAAGAUGAAACAGUUCCUCUCCGAUGAGCAGAACAUCCUGGCCCUCCGUAGCAUCCAAGGCAGACAAAGAGAGAAUCCAGGCCAGAGCCUGAACAGACUAUUUCAGGAAGUACCGAAACGAAGAAAUGGGUCUGAAGGUAACAUCACCACCCGGAUCCGAGCCUCGGAGACUGGCUCUGAUGAAGCCAUCAAGUCCAUCCUAGAGCAAGCCAAGAGGGAGCUCCAAGUGCAGAAAACUGCAGAGCCAGCCCAGCCUUCCUCCGCAUCCGGCAGUGGGAACUCCGAUGACGCCAUCCGCUCCAUCCUGCAGCAAGCCCGCCGGGAGAUGGAGGCCCAGCAGGCCGCCCUCGACCCUACCUUAAAGCAGGCACCGCUGUCCCAGGGUGACAUCACCAUCCUCACCCCCAAGCUUCUGUCCACCUCGCCCAUGCCCACCGUGUCCAGCUACCCGCCUCUCGCCAUCUCCCUGAAGAAGCCCUCCGCAGCUCCUGAGGCUGGUGCCUCUGCUCUGCCGAACCCCCCGGCCCUCAAAAAGGAGGCCCAGGACACCCCCCUGCUGGACCCCCAGGGAGCGGCCGAUUGUGCACAAGGGGUCCUGAGACAGGUGAAAAACGAGGUGGGCCGCAGCGGUGCCUGGAAGGACCACUGGUGGAGCGCGGUGCAGCCGGAGAGAAGAAACACCACCUCCUCCGAGGAGGCCAAGGCUGAAGAAACGGGCGGCGGGAAAGAGAAGGGCAGCGGUGGCAGCGGUGGUGGCAGCCAGCCUCGGGCCGAGCGCAGCCAGCUCCAGGGACCCUCAUCUUCAGAGUACUGGAAGGAGUGGCCCAGUGCCGAGUCCCCAUACUCCCAGAGCUCAGAGCUGAGUCUGACUGGGGCCAGCCGCAGCGAGACACCGCAGAACAGCCCCCUGCCAUCCUCCCCGAUCGUGCCCAUGUCCAAGCCCACCAAGCCCUCGGUCCCCCCGCUGACCCCCGAGCAGUACGAGGUCUACAUGUACCAGGAGGUGGACACCAUCGAGCUCACCCGGCAGGUUAAGGAGAAGCUGGCCAAGAACGGCAUCUGCCAGAGAAUCUUCGGGGAGAAGGUGCUGGGCCUGUCCCAGGGCAGCGUCAGCGACAUGCUGUCCCGACCGAAACCGUGGAGCAAGCUGACGCAGAAAGGCCGAGAACCCUUCAUCCGGAUGCAGCUCUGGCUGAAUGGCGAACUAGGCCAGGGUGUUCUACCCGUCCAGGGCCAGCAGCAAGGGCCAGUCCUCCACUCUGUGACGUCGCUCCAGGACCCGCUGCAGCAGGGCUGUGUGAGCUCAGAAAGCACUCCAAAGACCUCCGCCAGCUGCAGCCCUGCCCCUGAGUCCCCGAUGAGUUCCAGUGAGUCGGUGAAGAGCCUGACCGAGCUGGUCCAGCAGCCCUGUCCCCCCAUCGAGGCGAGCAAGGACGGCAAGCCACCGGAGCCCAGUGACCCGCCAGCAUCUGACUCCCAGCCCACAACCCCGCUGCCUCUCUCCGGACACUCGGCCCUCAGCAUCCAAGAAUUAGUAGCCAUGUCCCCGGAGCUGGACACGUACGGCAUAACCAAGCGGGUGAAGGAGGUGCUGACGGACAACAACCUCGGCCAGCGCUUAUUUGGGGAGACCAUCUUAGGGCUCACCCAAGGCUCUGUCUCCGACCUCCUUGCCCGCCCCAAACCCUGGCAUAAGCUCAGUCUGAAAGGACGAGAGCCCUUUGUCCGGAUGCAGCUGUGGCUGAACGACCCCAACAAUGUGGAGAAGCUGAUGGACAUGAAACGGAUGGAGAAGAAAGCCUACAUGAAGCGGCGGCACAGCUCAGUCAGUGACAGCCAGCCCUGCGAACCGCCGUCUGUCGGCACCGAGUACAGCCAGGGCGCCAGCCCCCAGCCCCAGCACCAGCUGAAGAAACCCCGGGUGGUGCUGGCUCCCGAGGAGAAGGAGGCGCUGAAACGAGCGUAUCAGCAAAAGCCAUACCCGUCACCAAAAACCAUCGAAGACCUCGCCACCCAGCUCAACCUGAAAACCAGCACCGUCAUCAACUGGUUCCACAACUACAGGUCUCGGAUCCGCAGAGAACUGUUCAUUGAGGAAAUUCAGGCCGGGAGCCAGGGGCAGGCGGGCGCCAGCGACUCACCCUCGGCCCGCAGCGGCCGGGCGGCGCCCAGCUCGGAGGGCGACAGCUGCGACGGCGUGGAGGCCACUGAGGGCCCAGGCAGCGCCGACACCGAGGAGCCCAAGUCUCAGGGAGAGGCCGAGCGGGAGGAGGUGCCGCGGCCGGCGGAGCAGGCGGAGCCGCCGCCCUCGGGGACCCCGGGCCCGGACGACGCCCGCGACGACGACCACGAGGGAGGCCCCGUGGAAGGCCCGGGGCCCCUGCCCAGCCCCGCCACCGCCACCGCCACCGCCACCGCCACCGCCGCGCCCGCGGCCCCCGAGGACGCCGCUACCUCAGCCGCCGCCGCGCCGGGGGAGGGCCCCGCGGCCCGGAGCUCCGCGCCGCCGCCCAGCAGCAGCAGCAGCAGCAGCAGCAGCGCCCCCCGCAGGCCCAGCUCGCUGCAGAGCCUUUUCGGCCUCCCGGAGGCCGCGGGCGCCCGGGACUCGCGCGACAACCCCCUGCGCAAGAAGAAGGCCGCGAACUUGAACAGCAUCAUCCAUCGCCUGGAGAAGGCCGCCAGCCGGGAGGAACCUAUCGAAUGGGAGUUCUGAGGGGCCGCGGCCCCAGGGCGGGCAGCCAGGCUGGGCCGUAAGGGCCUGGACGGGGUCGGACGGGGCAGGCGCUGCAGACACCGUGGCCUGGGCUUGGCCCGCGGCCUGCACCGACCCCGGGCCGGACCUGAGCCCGCAGCCCAGACCCACUCCACGGUCCGCGGCCUGCACCAACCCGAGGCCCAGAUCCAAGACCGCGGCCCAGCCUCACUCUGCGGCCCACACCCACCCUGAGGCCCGGGCAGACCCUGCGGCCUCCACCAACCCCGCGGCCUGGACCGCUUUGCGCACUUACCGCCCUGCGGGCCACAGGGCAAAAUCGCCAUAGGCCAAGGUGCAUAUAGAAAACAAAGGAGCAUUAAGCCCAAUCUAUGUCGUGUUUUCAAGGAAGAAAACGGAAAUGUGUGGUCGAGCUUUUUUGUACCCUGAAGUGUUUUUUUUAUUGCCCUAAGUGAUUUCCACAGGUUCUGGAAUAACUCUUACAGCUUUGCCUUGUGUCCUCCUGUUCCGUGUGGGCUUUAAAAGAAAAAAAAUCAAACCCACAUAUUAAAAGGGGGCUUUUUAUCUGCCAUCUAAUGGCUUCAGAGCGAUAAUACACUAUUAUCUUCUUAAACCAGGAAAAAAUAAAAGGGGGGGGUGGGAUUUUUCAGAAAAAUUAAAAAAGAAAGUUUUUGUAGCUGUUCAGUUGCCACUAAGAGAUUGCACAGUCAAAACGACUCUAAACACACUAGUUUGGAUUCCUAAAUAUUUUCAAGAAAAGAAUCUUCUCGUUUGAAACUUUGAAUUAAAAUAAAACACAUUUACUCCACAUAUUUUUUAACAAAAAGAAAACGUCACAUCAGGAAACUCUGAUUUUGUGGUAGCUGACAUAGUGUUUUCUUGUACGUGAAUAGAAUCCUGACAUGUAGUGCACAUCGAUGUAUAGCUUUAACUGACCCUGGGUUUUGCAGACCAGGGUUUGUUUAAUACACUCCAUUCUAGGCCAAAUCAGGACAAAAAAAAAAAAAAAAAAGAAAAGAUCCGAAUCUAGGUAUUUUAUAAUCUGCUUUUUAACCUCUAACCGCAGAGCACGCUGAUCAGACCUCAUAUCUUGGAGGUUUAGGAGACAAGUUAGAACUGUAGCAUGUACCUGUUAAUUUUGUUUAAUUUAUGGUGUCUCAAUCUGUCUGUGCGUCUGCACGUGUGCAAGCAUUGAAAGAAAGGAGAGAGUAGUCCGGGCGAGCACAGCAGGCAGUUCCGGGGCCAGACGGGCCUGUCCCCAAGUAGACAGCAGUCUACUGAUCUCUCUCUGGCACAGAAGGCACCUCACCUCACACCACUCUCCUGGACACCUGAUGAAUUGAGCCCUCCCAGGGGAAGACACUCCCCAGGCCUGGGCAGGGCUUACACGCGCACUCUCUCUCUCUCUUUCCCUUUUUCUUCCCACCGCAAGCACUGAUGACCCCAUUGAACUUGUGGGAAACUUCCUUUCUCUGCAGGAGAGAGAACGUGGCAUUCUGGGCUCCCCACUCCCGUCCCUGUAGAAAUGGCCCAAACUCACACCAAAACGUGGAUGCUCUUCAACUUCCAAACCUACCAUUUGCCCUUCUUUCAUUUCGCCUCUUAGAAAGUUCUUUUAUGCACAGUUUUAGGGCAGUCUAAGUACAAACUGAAAGUCUAACUUGUCUCUGAUUCCUCCCUUGUCUAUGUGUAUAUGCGUGAGAAUAGAGGCGGGUGAGAGAGUGCGUGCGUGUGCGUGUGUGCAAUUUUAUACGUCUGUGUAUUUUCUUAAGUACCUGUGCACACGUAGAGUGCAUUACUGCCACCUUUUUCAAUAAGCUGUUUUAUCAGUUACGGCUUCUACAAGUUUGCUAAUUUAGACUCCUUUAUUGCCAUAUCUUUAAACUAACAAUAGAUGAUUUCGGUAUAUAUAUAUAUUUUUUUUUGCUUAUUUAUAGGUGCUGUAUUUUAUUAUCUGAUUGUUAGGAAGGGAUGAAAGGGGCAAAUAUUCUUUAGAGGGAUAGACUGCCGGCAGUAUUGGGUAUAAUUUACAAGAUGUAGUUGUCAUACUGUAUAUUACUGAUUGAAAACUUUUUGACCGUAUUGUGUAUCAUUGAAACCUUUGUCUUAGGUCAACAUCUUUGGAUGACAUUUUAAUGGUGCAUUCAUUAUUUCUUAAGUUUAAUUAAUAUUACUUUUUUUUUAUUUGGGGGGUGGGAGGGAGUUAUAAUUUUAAAGGUAUGCUCUGGCUGUUCCACCUCCAUGUGCUUGUUAAUUAACUUGUAGGACUUUGACUGUAAGAUGUGAAACCACGUUUCUUGCAUGAUGUUUUAGAGAUUAUUUCAUUUACAGUCUUUUAACCUGCAACUGCAGCACUUAGUUCACGUUUUCACAAAUGUUGAGAGUCACUACACUAAAGACAACGCCUUUCCAUGAAGGAGAAGUUUUCAGAAGGCUCUAGGGGGCUGGGAGGCAGGCCGUUUGUUUGUCUUUUGUUGGGGGUAUAAUUUCUGAACUUGAAAUCCAGUUCAGGGAGAAGAGAAUUCAAAAUUAGAGGAGCUUAAGGGGACACGGGUCAACAUCUAGCUCGAUUCAGGUGCAUUGAGAAGAGUGAGUUCACAUCAGUGACCCUUAGGACAGUGAGUGGCAGAGCCCUGACGACUGUGGUGUCCUCUCCACAAAACCCUCAAGGGACUUUUGUCAUCAUGUGUGAUGAACCUUUAAAUAUCAUCUAAUUUUCAUAAGAAUGAAAAGUUAACAGGAAAUAGUAGGCUAGGGUUUAGUUUUAAAGGCAUGACUGUUAUUUACAAAGGUGUUAAAUUUGAGGAAAUUGACAAAUACAGAUUUGUCCAUUCUAGUGGCCAAACAGUAACAGUCUAAAAUGCAGUCAUUUUGACCCUCCCAAGCAAUUUAGUCAUGUGUGUUGUUUUCUCUUUUUUGUUUUUACUUCUUAAGAUUUUUAACUAGGUUACUGUUGGUUCCCUUUCUGUCUUUUUUGCCAGACCUACAUCUGGUGCCGGAUACAAUCAGUUGGUUAAAUUUUGCUUGCAGUUCUGUGUAUUUUUUUCCUCUAUUAUUUAUUUAAAAAAAAAAAUGGAGAUCCCAACUUUAGAUCUUUGAUGUUAAGCUAGCACUGUCUGUAAUACUUCUAAGAGCUGCCACUAAAAUAAUACAGCAAUCCGUGGCUGGGGGAGCACCCCCUCCUGGUUGGGCCCCUCAGUUGGAGUCUAAGGGUUAAUCUCUCAUCUUGCUAAGCAGUAUUCAAGUGCCUUGAACAGUGUCCCUUCGGCAUGGCUCCCCUUCAGCAGGCUCGCGUUCCAAGCAGUGGCCCCCGCAGGCAGCCGACCCCCUUCCUCUUCACGCUCUUAUGAGUUUAAAAAGCUGAUUUGUACCUCUCCCCUGGGGGAAAUGGUUCCAUAUAAAACACUAACACUUAAUUACAAGCUCCAUUAUGCCAUUUUAAAUGGCUUCUUUUUGUUAAUUGGAGGCAGUGUUCAUAACUUAAGACUUUUGCCAUUAACUUAGCUGGCUAAGCAGAGGCUCGGCGUAAAAUCUGUUUGCAUUUAGCCUCUUGACCCAGGGUUCUGGCCCAAGCUCCCUUGUGAUAGCCGAGAUGGCAGGUGUGUGAGUUCUGUCCUAGACCUGUGCCCAACUCACUUCCACCCCAGAGGAGGCUUCUGUCCUCCUCCCCAACCCCCGAGCUCCCAGGUAACCUCCUCUUGAACUUCUGUUAUCAGUGAAGACAUCUGUGGUUUCUGCUCACCAGACCUCUCUUUAGAAAGGGUUAUCAGAGCCAUGGAGCUUAGCUCAACUGGAUUCUUCUAGACGAUCUUAGGAGGCAUCUUGGCAUGAGGCAGCUUCUAAGCGUCUCCUGGGACAGGAUCGGGGGUGACAGCCCAAGGAUGCAUGCGUGGGAGAACUCUCUGAGAAAUGCCAGGAUCGUGGCUCACAGGGACCCACCAUCAAACCCUGCUACUUUGUGCAAGUAAUUGAGGCAAAAGAUACCAGUUGACGGCCUCCCUGGGGUAGAUCCCUUGUACCUCCCAAGUACAAAUACCUCCCUGCUCAGUUUCCUUCCUGUCGCCAUCUUUGUUUUCUUCCCAUUAAAAAACCAUCCUGUCUGAUGUGGACGUUCGGGUCUGCUGGUUGGCGGUCCGGGCCCAGAAUGCAGCAGAGCUCUGGGUUAAAUAUUCCUUUCUGGCCACCGCCCAAGCCCAGGUGGCCAGCUCUCAUACCCCAUCUCCUUCCUUGGCCAGGGCCAGCAUCAGGCGUGCAGCUCACGACCAGUUUACACAGGCUGCAAAGAGAUCGCUGCGGGCCUCGGCUGACUAUUUUAAGAUCAUGCCACAGCCAGGCCCUAAAAAGAGAGGGGAACAGGAGUCCCCAGGUGAGCUUUCUCACGGGCAGGUGCCUUCCCGACUAAGGCUGGACUGGAUGACUUUGUUCCUCCUGCACGUAUGUCCUUUGAUGCAAGGGUGAUCAAUGAACUCUGUGGACAUUCUAUGCAAUGUUUUUCAUUCCUCUGAUUUUAGCAAAGCAAAUCUUACUGAAAAAUAGAGCCAGGGGAACAGACGCAUGUCCUUCUGGGAGUCACACAAAGAAAAGCAGAGAGACUUUCAACUGAGGGGCGACAGCCUUUGCCUUAAAUGCACUAUGACAGGCGCUUCUUGGCAGAGUCCGUAGACCUUACUCAUCCCAAGGCCGACGAGCCAGCUGUACAGGGCGAGAUGUAGCAACACGGGGCGUGAGUGGUGGGCGUGCUGGGCUAUUCGCUGUGGUACUUUAGCCUGGAGGUUUGGCUCCUGUGCUGCCGGUGGGGGGCCCUGUCCCUCCCCAGAUGUCCUCCCUCUUCACACUCCUCAUUGUCCCUUCUACCUCACUAACCUGUGUUCUCCAUCUGAUGUCACCCAGAACCACACCCCACAGAACUGUGAGGCACGUGGGCUGGAGAGGGCAGAAAAGCUGCCAGCACAGCAGACACGAGCAUCUCUCUGCCUGGUGGGCCAGCUUUGUGUGUCUCUCCUUUUGUGAGCGCAACACGGAGAAACAGCUGUGCUCUGCAAGGCACACGGAUUUUUCCCUUUACUUCCACCUGUUCCCAAAGCUCCAGCAGCUGUUUCUUUUGCAGGCAGGGCGUGGUCUCGGGCCUCUGAGGGUCUUGUCUUUGGUCCGCCUGUCCUUUCUAUCCAGUCCUGUUCAGCUGUUAAGAUCCAUCAUGGCCAUUAUCCUUGCCCCAGACUGCCCCAAAGUGGCCACAUGAGGACACUUCCCAAGAUUCCCAGCUGGCUUUGGGGAACGCUAUAGCUCUUGGGUGUCUGUUGUCUCUGGCAUGGUUUUAGCGUCACUGCGAACACUCCUUUGCAAACAUCAAACAUCUCAAAGACGGAAAAGGAUAGAUGGCUUCCUCUAGCCUACACGCCCCGUCCACAGUUGCAUCACCCUCUUAUCCCAAAAGAGUAUGCCAGUUCCCAUCCAGCACUGAAGAAAACCAGCUCCUGGGGCUGCUGGUUGGAGGUGGGUCUGUCCACUGUGGGGGCCAAAGUGUUCCCCUGCUGGAGAGAGUUUGCAAGUAAGAACCUAAGGAUGGGGACAGCAUCCUGUGCUUGGGCAUUGACCAGCCAAAGGUCACAUUUAGGAAUCCUCAGUGCUUCUGUGGUUUCACCUGGGCAUCGAUGACAUUAGGGAAGCCUUUGUGACCACAAGGCUGAGUGGCAAGGUGGUGACCGGGGGCCAAUGUGAUGUGGCUGGAUCUCAGCGUGUACUGAAUGCCAGUCUGGCCAGCACACUCGAACGCUAAGAGAAUGGUCCAAUUUGAUGAUCUUAUUUCGAUUUCAAUCAGGUUUUGACUUUUUGUAGAUGAAAACUACCAGGGAAAAGGGGAAGCAGGUACCCAAUAAAGUUUAGAAAGAUCCAGUCUGUGAAACCCUUAGAGAUGGGCUGAAAGUUAAGUCCACAACCCUUGGGCUUAAUCAGGAUGGAAGAGGAGGGGGUGUGGGGGGCAGAGCGUAAAACAAGCCCCAGCCCUACUCCCGGCCCCCCAGCCCAGGCUUCCCAAUCCCAGAGGCCCCGGCGGCCUGUGCUCCUCACCACCCUGGUCAGGGGAGUAGAAGGAAAUGCAAUUUCCGCCUGUCUGCCCGACUUCCAAAAACUGCGUCCUCCUGCCCAGGCCUCUCCCACCACCACCUCCCCUCCAAAGAUAACCGUGUCCAUGCCGUCCGUGGCAUCAUCUCGAGUUUUCAUUUUUGGAUGAAGUGACAUUUAGCUUUAACAAGACAUUUCCAAAGCGCCUAGUCUCCUCCAAAAUGCUAACUUUAAAAGUUGGGCAUUGUAGGCGAAAAAUCCUGAAAAAAAAAAAAAAAGACAAAAAAAAAAAAAAAGGCUGGCGAGAGAAAGACAUUUGGCUAUGCAUAAAUGUGCACUUCCCCCAUGCCCCCGUUCUUAAACUCUUAAGAUGCCUUUGAGUUGCUUUUUAUGAAUCCUUUUAGUUUACCCGAUAAUGUUAAGAAAGCAUUAGUCUGCGUUACUGUAAUUUCUGUAGUGUUUACGCUUUAAUUUCUACCACAAAAUAUGCUAUAUGCUAUGUAUCAAGCUUUCUGUAAUCAGAAAGAAAAGGUGCCUUAUAUCCCAAUGUCAUGGCUACAUCCCUAUGGAAAUUAAUCAGAAGCACAGUGUGUACGGAAGCAUUGGGACUUCUGCUGGUGAAACAAGAGACCAUUCAGCAAGACACGUUGAAGUGGCACGGAGCUGCUUUUGUUUUAUAAUUCUUUUUCCCCCCUUUUGCUUCUUCUUUUUUUUAUUAUUUUUUUUGUAGUUUGCUUUAAACAGAAAGCACUUAAAUAGAUGACUAUGUGUAAAAGCUCUGUGCAAUUGAAAUCAUUUUUCUUCAUUUUUAAAAAAUAACGUAUUGCACACCAAAUGAACUCAAAGUAAGCUUUAGACCAGGACGAUUCAGGUUAUGAAUGAGUUUGUUCACUGUAGUUCCGUUUGUUCAUGAACCGAAGGGAAAACAGGCCUCCCCGACUCCCUCCAGUCUCCCAGCCUGCCUCUUGGUGACCACUGUGCUGGGCAUGCAGGGCCCGUGGGCUCUGGCCGGAGCCGCUGGCCUGACGAGGCAGGAUGGGGAGUGUCCAUGAUUCAGAAGCUGAGAGCCUUCCCCAGUGUCUGAGGCCACAGCCAUCCCUUCCAGCACUUAAUCUUGUCUUGUUGAAAUGGACUGACUGCUACUGACCUGCCGGCGUGCGUGAGGGUGAUUAUAAAAGGAUGUUUCCUUGAGAAAAAAAAAUUAUUUCUAUCCUCUUCUAUUUAUUAUUAGGUUAAUCAUUUAAGUACUUACCAGGAGUGUAUUGUUAUUUUGUGUUUUGUUGUCAUAAAUGCUUUUUGCUGUCACUCUAGUGGUUACUAUCCUCUGCCUUCCUCUCCUCCCCCACUCCCCCAGGGAUUGAGUGGGGGGCAGAGGGGGUUUCCCCAGCGAAAUCAAACACCUGUCUCCAGAGUAGCCACUCAAAAACUGGUGGUCUCUAUAUGUCUAACUUUUUAAAUGAGAGAGUUUAUGAACAAAAAUAUCUACCAAUGUGUGAGGGAGUUGCUGAGUUGAACAAUGCUCGCUUGAGGAGCUUCAGAGGAAUCUUAGCAAAGCCAAGUUCAGUUCCCCAAAGCCUCCUAGAGCCUCUGGUAAGACUUCUGGGUUCAUGAAGUUUCGGCGAGCCGUGGUCAGAGAGGGCACAGUGGCCUGGCCAAGACUUUACCUCCAAGCGAGAGAGUGAUUUCUUGCAAGGCCCGCACGGGUUGAUAUGUUUUGGUUGGUUUUUUGUUGUUGUUUUUCUUGAGUACAAAGUUGGUCAAAACCAUCUUUCAAAGCAACAGUGUUUUGUAGUGCCAGGCUGUGGCUUGAGGGCUCACCUAGGAGAUCAUAGGCAGAGGGCCCCUUUCCCCUAUAGGUGGUUCAAUGUGGAGGAAGGUUGGGUGUGGAGACUGCUUGCUGUGGCCCCAAGCUCAGCCAGCAGGACACCCAGUUGUUGCCAAUCGGGUGUGAAGGUGAGGCGCCCUGCCUCGAUCCCAUGGGCCCAGCAGAAGGAAACUUACCCCAGGCCAAGGCAAGGGCCCUGCCCACCCCAAGGUAGGCUGGGAAGGGCAUCUCUUUCCAUAUCAUCACCUCCCCUUCUCCAAGAUGGCCGGGGGCCCUGAUUUUGUUCUCUCUUUGAAAGAAACCCUCCACCAAAACAAUGGUCCCCAUCUCCCCAAAAGGCUUUUUUUUUCCAUUUUUCUCUAAUUAGUCUAUGCAUUUCUCUCUCUCAAACCAUCUUCUGCCUCUUCCCUUGAGAAAACGGGCAUCUCACGUACCCCCAUCUGAGACCUCUUGGAAAAAAAAAUCCCGUGCAUUCUGGAGAUGUGAGAAUUCACCCAAAAUUCUUAAAGCAUUGGAGAAUAGCUUUGUUAUAAAAUAAAAGUGGGGGUAAAAAGAAGGUGGUUUUCCCCACAUCCCUUUGCAUUGAAUAAGAGACCUAGUUCUUUGCGUUUGUGCAAUAACUCUUUGCUGCUUGCCUUGAGAGCGGGUAGCACCACGCUCCUGUCCAGACUACUAACAGCACAAGACGCACUCGCAGGGUGGCGGAAUCUUCCGGAAAACUCUUUAUAAGCUCAGCUCCCCCCACCCCACCCCCAUUCCAGUGUUUUGUCACGUCUUACAUUUUAGCAGUAUUUUAUAUUUUCUGUAACGCACCAAGUCUUAGAUCUUUCGAGAGCUCGUUUGUUCAUCCUCACAAUCACAGAUUUUUUUUCUCCAAUCCUCACAGAGACCCAAUUGACCAAAAAAAGAAAAAAGGAAAAAAAAAAAGUCGUUUUUUUUUUUUUUUUUUUUUUGUACAAAUCGCUUUGAGAUGCCUCUGGUGUGUUGCUGUGUGACAUCUCUCUGAUAACAUUUUAUUUCUUGCUAUUUGUUUUUCUACAUUAAGAGUCAAAGUUGACCUGGCUGGCGUGGGGGUGGGGGAGGCACCCGUCAGCCCCUUGGUGUUGUCCCUCUGUCUUUGGUUAGCCAUACGAUGUUUGUUCUCAGCACUGUACAACGGUCCCUAUAUAAUACGGAGAAGCAAUAUCACUGUAUGAGACUCACACCAUGUAUUAUUAUUCACUAGCACCCUAGGUGUGAUAAUUGAAGUAAAUAUCUUUUAUACAAACACAA
Molecule: messenger RNA, 14412 nt
Organism: Nomascus leucogenys (northern white-cheeked gibbon)
Lineage: Eukaryota; Metazoa; Chordata; Mammalia; Primates; Hylobatidae
Gene: CUX1
Product: cut like homeobox 1
Biological process (GO): regulation of DNA-templated transcription; intra-Golgi vesicle-mediated transport
Cellular component (GO): Golgi membrane
Molecular function (GO): DNA-binding transcription factor activity, RNA polymerase II-specific; DNA binding
Source: RefSeq, a predicted model, not a curated record